Messenger RNA from Parnassius apollo (apollo), 999 nucleotides. Lineage: Eukaryota; Metazoa; Arthropoda; Insecta; Lepidoptera; Papilionidae. The record is from the annotation of a GenBank genome assembly.
AUGCCCAAGUGUGACAACUGUGACAAACUAAUAGCCAAGAAAUCCACUAUUCUCGAGUGCAACACAUGCUCAAAAACUGUGCAUGCUACCCAGGCCUGCACCAGACUAACAUCUAAGCAAUUAGCAGCACUGCGCAACACUGAGAAUCUGGAAUGGACCUGCGAAGUUUGUCGCCGUGAAACUCCAAGGCAAAGGUCAUUUGUCAUACAAGAGGAGGAAGAGGAAGACGACGAAGAACUAUUAUUAACACAGGGAACUGACAGCGGAUCCAACGCGAUGAAAAAGUUACUAAGCGACAUAUCAUUCGAGGUUAAAAAAGCAGUAAAGAAAGAAAUAGGCUCAGUAAAUGAAGCGCUCAGCUCUUGUUGUCAAAAAAUGGAUGGAAUAAUGGACACUUUAGCGACAAUUAGCGGAAAAAUAAAAGAACUGGAAAACAAGAAUACAUAUUUAACAAACCAAAAUAAACAUCUAGAGCUGAAAAUCGAUGCUAUGGAACAAUACAUUGGAAACCUUGAGCAAAAACAGCUUAAUAACACAUUUGAAGUCGCAGGAGUACCCGAAAUAAAAGACGAAAAUACGGAAAUUAUCCUAAAUACACUAGCAACGAAGUUAAAUAUUGUAAAAAAAGAAAUAACUACAGUUAAAAGAUUAAAGGGGAAAAAUGGAAAGGAGGGCGUGAUCCAGGUAUCUUUCAAACAGGAGGAACAAGUGGACCAGUGGAUAAAAGCAGCAAGAAAAGUAACUAUACUUGCAGAGGACAUCGUUUCCUGUCCAGAUCCUGCUACAGCAAGAACAAAGAUAAUGAUACGACGUGCCCUAUCCAGUGCAAAUAAAACCCUUCUGUGGCAAGCAAAGCAAAAACUUAAGGUUACUUAUAAAUAUAUAUGGUUCCAGGGCGGUAGAAUUUUAGUUCGUAAGAAUGAUAACGAUAAGCCUGUGAUCAUCCGAAACCUAAGUGACAUUGACAAAAUGGCGGUGGAGCAUAUUGUAAGUCGAUAG